This is a messenger RNA of Lotus japonicus, 614 nucleotides long. RefSeq lists its product as uncharacterized. Bases 57 to 311 code for a protein of 84 amino acids. The transcript has 3 exons. NCBI's taxonomy places the organism in Eukaryota, Viridiplantae, Streptophyta, Magnoliopsida, Fabales, Fabaceae. The record is from RefSeq and is a predicted model, not a curated record.
UUUGCAAGCCGAAAUAAAAUUUGGUCAAGAGUCUGGAGCAUUUUUGCGGAGUCAAAAUGGACAAAACGCCGGUGAACCAGAGCGGAGCGAAACCGUUGAUUCCGCCGCCGCAACCCCUUCACCAGAGCGACGCCGACGAGGAUGACGAGAACGUUAAACAGCUCGACGAGUGUUCUUCUCUCUAUCUAUUGAUGCAGGAUUGCGUUGUUCGAUCUAACAGGAAUUGGAAAGAAUGCCAGCAAGAAGUACAAGCUCUGAGGGAAUGCAUUGAAAAGAGAAAGAAGCAAGAGAUACACAACUCAGGCAAGUAAGAAUUUGCAGGGAUGGGAUUUUGUGUUGACUAUGAAGUCAUGUACUGUGCUUCCUUGUUAAUGUUGUUGUUCAGUUCAUGGUAUUACACUGAUGUAUGUACAGACUACAGAGUACAGACACUUCAACCCACACACCAGAAUGAACAUUUCUGGAGCAUAAUUCAAUUGAAUGUUAUUUACAUUGGACUUGGGAAAAUGGAACUUUUGUUCAGUGAUCUAUAGGUAAACAGUGCUUGAAAGUAUAAGCAUCAGUUCCACCUUGUUGGACUUGCUUUUGCUUGUUAAAAUGAUUUGAAUUACACA